This is a messenger RNA of Amaranthus tricolor (Joseph's coat), 2987 nucleotides long. Its product is annotated as ABC transporter E family member 2-like. The transcript is spliced from 13 exons. Gene Ontology annotation, biological process: translational termination; translational initiation; ribosomal subunit export from nucleus. Gene Ontology annotation, molecular function: iron ion binding; ATP binding; ribosomal small subunit binding. Bases 340 to 2157 code for a protein of 605 amino acids. The record is from RefSeq and is a predicted model, not a curated record. Lineage: Eukaryota; Viridiplantae; Streptophyta; Magnoliopsida; Caryophyllales; Amaranthaceae.
UGUACCAAACAUUUCUAUUGUUUAUCAAAUACUUCAAAUCAAAAACUAUCUCUAUCUCCAAUCUAAAAAACUUGUGCAUGCCACACGACAGUGCGACAUCUAGCUAGUUAGCGUUAAGAGGGAAAAGGGCGGAUGUGAUCCGAUAAAGUCGACAGUGAGAACGAUUAUCACAGAACAGAGGAUCCUUAAACAAAACCCCUAACGGAACCAAGUUCAAUUCAAGGGAUCCUACUCGUAUUCGGUGCCGGAUCCGUGUCAAUUCUAACGGGGAAAAUCUGUUGUGAUCAGUGUUAAUAGGCUGCUCAGUCAUUUGUUUCCUUUUGAACUGCAAUAAGAACCAUGUCUGAUCGUUUGACACGUAUUGCAAUUGUGAGCUCUGAUCGGUGCAAGCCUAAAAAAUGCCGUCAGGAGUGCAAGAAGAGCUGUCCUGUAGUUAAGACCGGCAAACUUUGUAUUGAGGUCACUUCUGCAUCAAAGCUUGCUUUUAUUUCAGAGGAAUUGUGCAUUGGAUGUGGUAUUUGUGUCAAGAAAUGCCCUUUUGAAGCAAUUCAAAUUAUUAAUCUUCCUAAAGAUCUUGACAAGGAUACAACACACCGUUAUGGUGCCAAUACCUUUAAAUUACAUAGGUUACCUGUCCCGAGGCCAGGUCAAGUUCUUGGCUUGGUAGGAACAAAUGGUAUUGGGAAGUCAACUGCUCUAAAAGUUUUGGCUGGAAAAUUGAAGCCCAAUUUGGGCAGGUUCAAUAACCCACCUGACUGGCAGGAAAUUUUAACAUACUUCCGCGGAUCUGAAUUGCAAAACUAUUUCACACGCAUAUUGGAAGAUAAUCUGAAGGCUAUUAUCAAGCCUCAGUAUGUGGAUCAUAUUCCAAAGGCAGUACAGGGAAAUGUUGGACAGGUCCUUGAGCAAAAAGACGAGAGAGAUAUGAAGGCUGAACUCUGUGAAGAUUUGGAGCUGAACAAAGUUCUGGAUCGUAAUGUUGGAGAUUUGUCUGGUGGUGAACUGCAGAGGUUUGCAAUUGCAGUGGUGGCUAUACAAAGUGCUGAGAUAUAUAUGUUUGAUGAACCCUCAAGUUAUUUGGAUGUAAAACAAAGGCUUAAAGCUGCCCAAGUUAUUAGAUCUUUGCUUAGGCCAAAUAGCUAUGUCAUUGUGGUGGAGCACGAUCUUAGUGUUUUAGACUACCUUUCAGAUUUCAUAUGCUGCUUAUAUGGUAAACCAGGUGCAUAUGGGGUCGUCACUCUGCCGUUUUCUGUAAGAGAAGGAAUCAAUAUAUUCUUGGCAGGAUUUGUACCCACAGAGAAUCUUCGUUUCCGGGAUGAAUCUCUUACUUUCAAGGUUGCUGAGACACCUCAAGAUAAUGCUGAGGAUAUUGAGACAUAUGCUCGAUACAAAUACCCUACCAUGACGAAAACUCAGGGUGGUUUUAGACUGCGUGCUGUGGAAGGUGAAUUUACAGAUUCACAGAUUAUUGUGAUGUUGGGAGAAAAUGGAACAGGAAAGACAACUUUUAUUCGUAUGCUGGCUGGUCUAUUGAAGCCUGAUACUGUGGAGGGUUCUGAUGUGGAAAUACCCGAAUUCAAUGUUUCUUACAAGCCCCAAAAGAUUAGUCCAAGAUUCCCAAACACUGUGAGGCACCUAUUACAUCAGAAGAUAAGGGAUAUGUAUAUUCAUCCCCAAUUUGUUUCAGAUGUUAUGAAGCCUCUUCAGAUAGAGCAGUUAAUGGAUCAAGAAGUUGUGAAUUUAUCUGGUGGAGAAUUGCAGAGAGUUGCAUUAGCUUUGUGCCUGGGAAAGCCGGCAGAUAUCUACCUGAUCGAUGAACCUAGUGCAUACCUGGAUUCUGAGCAACGUAUUGUGGCUUCAAAGGUGAUAAAGAGAUUUAUUCUCCAUGCAAAGAAGACUGCAUUUAUUGUUGAACACGAUUUUAUUAUGGCAACAUAUCUAGCCGACAGAGUCAUUGUAUAUGAAGGGAUGCCAUCCGUGGAUUGUACGGCAAAUGCACCUCAAUCAUUGUUGACUGGAAUGAAUCUUUUCUUAUCUCAUUUGGAUAUCACAUUCAGAAGAGACCCAACUAAUUAUCGCCCAAGGAUUAACAAGUCAGAAUCCACAAAGGACAGGGAGCAGAAAUCUGCAGGAACUUAUUAUUACUUGGAUGAUUGAGAUUGAUGUUUGAUUCCUCCUCCUCAACAAUCUGCUCUGUAGCUUAAAUUUCCUUUUGAUGGAGUUGUGCUACAUCUUCCACCACAACAAUAAAUUUGUCGCUGAGGACGGGUGAUGAAGGUGACUAUUAUCUAAUCCUCAUACAAAUUUAUGCUUCUGAAUCUAUUUGUGUAGCAUUGGAUCUCUUCUGUAGUCAUCAAUUUUGCACCGAGUUUAGGCUUGCGGUUUGGUAAAUCGCCAAAUUAGUGAGUAGUGAGUGGAUUUUACCUAAAUUAAUUUUGGCUUUGAUCAGAUUCAGCGUGUUUUUUUUUUAUUUUUUAUUUUUUAUUUUUUUUGGUAUUGAUUGAUAUUUGAUUAGAAAUUAGAAUGUCAUUUUGACGAAGUAUAAUAAUGUGUGAGAUGUAAUGUGUCUGAUUAGAAUGUAUUUUGUUUUUCAUUGAGUUUAUUAGGUUUGUAGUUCAGUUUCAUAAUAAGUAGAUACGUUGUAAAAAUGCGUACUAUAUUUCACAAUAUCUGAUACUGAUAUAAAUGAGGGUUCACAUUUCACAGAGGUGAUAGGAGUAUAUAAUUCAAUAAAAGGAAAAUUUGAAAAUAAAUAAGCUUACUUUAAAAAUAAUUUUUUAAAAUUAGUUUUUGUGAUAUUUUAAUUUUUAAAAUAAGUGUUUUCAUGCCAAAGAUGAGGUUAAGUAUUUGUUAGCUUUUACUAACAGCGAACAAAGAAACUGAUUAAAAAAAUUUUAAAUUUUUUGUUCGUUGUUUACUAACAGCUAACAAAUAAAAGACAAUGUCACACUAUUUGAAAGGAAAAAAAGACAACAAAUGUUGGUACU